GCUUCGGCUUCGGCAGCAGUGGAGGCGGCAGCGGCCGGAGGUCGACUUGCGGGGUGCGCUCGCCACCGUGGACCGGGACGCUUCCCCUAGGGGACCCUCCGUCGACACCCUCCGCCGCGCCGUCCCGCAGGAGCCGGCGGGACCCCCGGCCGGCAGGGAGCGCCGGCGGCGGCGGCGGCGGCACCAUGAGGCGGCCGUGGGGCGCGCUGCUGCUUGGCGCCCUGCUCUGCGCACACGGCCUAGCCAGCAGCCCCGAGUGUGCUUGUGGUCGGAGCCACUUCACGUGUGCGGUGAGUGCCCUUGGCGAGUGUACCUGCAUCCCCGCCCAGUGGCAAUGUGAUGGAGACAACGACUGCGGAGACCACAGCGAUGAGGACGGAUGUAUGCUCCCCACCUGCUCCCCUCUUGACUUCCACUGUGACAAUGGCAAGUGCAUCCGCCGCUCCUGGGUGUGCGACGGAGACAACGACUGUGAGGACGACUCGGACGAGCAGGACUGUCCGGCCUGACCGCUCUGUGCCCACAGCCCCGCGGGAGUGUGAGGAAGACGAGUUCCCCUGCCAGAACGGCUACUGCAUCCGGAGCCUGUGGCACUGCGACGGUGACAAUGACUGUGGUGACAACAGCGAUGAGCAGUGUGACAUGCGCAAGUGCUCCGACAAGGAAUUCCGCUGCAGUGAUGGAAGCUGUAUCGCUGAGCACUGGUACUGCGAUGGUGACACCGACUGCAAAGAUGGCUCUGACGAGGAGAGCUGUCCCUCGGCAGUACCAGUGCCCCCCUGCAACCUGGAGGAGUUCCAGUGUGCCUACGGCCGCUGCAUCCUCGAUAUCUACCACUGCGAUGGCGAUGAUGACUGCGGAGACUGGUCGGACGAGUCUGACUGCUCCUCCCACCAGCCCUGCCGCUCUGGGGAGUUCAUGUGUGACAGUGGCCUGUGCAUAAACGCAGGCUGGCGCUGUGAUGGCGACGCGGACUGUGAUGACCAGUCUGAUGAGCGCAACUGCACCACCUCAAUAUGUACGGCGGAACAGUUCCGCUGUCGGUCAGGCCGCUGUGUCCGUCUGUCCUGGCGUUGUGAUGGGGAGGACGACUGUGCGGACAACAGCGAUGAAGAGAACUGUGAGAACACAGGAAGCCCCCACUGUGCCUCGGACCAGUUCCUGUGUUGGAAUGGGCGCUGCAUCGGGCAGAGGAAGCUGUGCAAUGGGGUCAAUGACUGUGGGGACAGCAGCGACGAAAGCCCACAGCAGAGCUGCCGGCCCCGGACGGGUGAGGAGAACUGCAAUGUUAACAACGGUGGCUGCACCCAGAAGUGCCAGACGGUGCGGGGGGCAGUGCAGUGUACCUGCCACACAGGCUACCGGCUCAUCGAGGACGGACACACGUGCCAGGAUGUGAAUGAAUGUGCCGAGGAGGGGUACUGUAGCCAAGGCUGCACCAACAGCGAGGGGGCUUUCCAGUGCUGGUGCGAAGCAGGCUACGAACUCCGGCCUGACCGGCGCAGCUGCAAGGCUCUGGGGCCGGAGCCGGUGCUACUGUUCGCCAACCGCAUCGACAUCCGGCAGGUGCUGCCGCACCGCUCUGAGUACACACUGCUGCUCAACAACCUGGAGAACGCCAUCGCCCUCGACUUCCACCACCGGCGUGAGCUUGUCUUCUGGUCCGAUGUCACCCUGGACCGGAUCCUCCGCGCCAACCUCAAUGGCAGCAAUGUGGAAGAGGUUGUGUCUACAGGGCUCGAGAGCCCAGGGGGCCUGGCUGUGGAUUGGGUCCAUGACAAACUCUACUGGACCGACUCGGGGACAUCAAGGAUUGAGGUGGCUAACCUGGAUGGGGCCCACCGGAAGGUGCUGCUGUGGCAGAACCUUGAGAAGCCCAGGGCCAUUGCCUUGCACCCCAUGGAGGGUACCAUUUACUGGACAGACUGGGGCAACACCCCCCGCAUCGAGGCCUCCAGCAUGGAUGGCUCUGGACGCCGCAUCAUCGCCGAUACCCAUCUCUUCUGGCCCAACGGCCUCACCAUUGAUUAUGCCGGGCGUCGUAUGUACUGGGUGGAUGCUAAGCACCAUGUCAUCGAGAGGGCCGAUCUGGACGGGAGUCACCGCAAGGCUGUCAUUAGCCAGGGCCUCCCGCAUCCCUUUGCCAUCACCGUGUUUGAAGAUAGCCUGUACUGGACAGACUGGCACACCAAGAGCAUCAAUAGUGCUAACAAAUUUACCGGCAAGAACCAGGAGAUCAUUCGCAACAAACUGCACUUCCCCAUGGACAUCCACACCUUGCACCCCCAGCGCCAGCCUGCAGGGAAAAACCGCUGUGGGGACAACAACGGAGGCUGCACCCACCUGUGUCUGCCCAGUGGACAGAACUACACCUGUGCCUGCCCCACUGGCUUCCGCAAGAUCAGCAGCCACGCCUGUGCCCAGAGUCUUGACAAGUUCCUGCUUUUUGCCCGAAGGAUGGACAUCCGUCGGAUCAGCUUCGACACAGAGGACCUGUCCGACGAUGUCAUCCCACUGGCUGACGUGCGCAGUGCUGUGGCCCUUGACUGGGACUCCCGGGAUGACCACGUGUACUGGACAGAUGUCAGCACUGACACCAUCAGCAGGGCCAAGUGGGAUGGAACAGGACAGGAGGUGGUAGUGGAUACCAGUUUGGAGAGCCCGGCAGGCCUGGCCAUUGAUUGGGUCACCAACAAGCUGUACUGGACAGAUGCAGGGACAGACCGGAUUGAAGUGGCCAACACGGAUGGCAGCAUGAGAACAGUACUCAUCUGGGAAAACCUUGAUCGUCCCCGGGACAUCGUGGUGGAACCCAUGGGCGGGUACAUGUAUUGGACGGAUUGGGGUGCAAGCCCCAAGAUUGAACGAGCUGGCAUGGAUGCCUCAGGUCGUCAGGUCAUCAUCUCUUCUAAUCUGACGUGGCCUAAUGGAUUAGCCAUUGACUAUGGGUCCCAGCGGCUAUACUGGGCUGAUGCCGGCAUGAAGACGAUUGAAUUUGCCGGACUGGAUGGCAGCAAAAGGAAGGUACUGAUUGGAAGCCAGCUGCCCCACCCAUUUGGGCUGACCCUCUAUGGAGAGCGCAUCUAUUGGACUGACUGGCAGACAAAGAGUAUUCAGAGUGCCGACCGGCUGACGGGACUGGACCGGGAGACCCUGCAGGAGAACUUGGAAAACCUCAUGGACAUCCACGUCUUCCACCGCCGGCGACCCCCAGUGUCCACACCAUGUGCUACGGAGAAUGGCGGCUGCAGCCACCUGUGUCUUCGGUCCCCAAAUCCCAGUGCCUUCAGCUGUACCUGCCCCACAGGCAUCAACCUGAUGCCUGAUGGCAAGACCUGUUCACCAGGCAUGAACAGUUUCCUCAUCUUCGCCAGGAGGAUAGACAUACGCAUGGUCUCCUUGGACAUCCCUUAUUUUGCCGAUGUGGUGGUACCAAUCAACAUUACCAUGAAGAACACCAUUGCCAUUGGAGUGGAUCCCCAGGAAGGAAAAGUGUACUGGUCAGACAGCACGCUGCACAGGAUCAGCCGUGCCAAUCUGGAUGGCUCACAGCAUGAGGACAUCAUCACCACAGGGCUGCAGACCACAGAUGGGCUCGCAGUGGAUGCCAUUGGCCGGAAAGUGUACUGGACAGACACAGGGACCAACCGGAUUGAAGUGGGCAACCUGGACGGGUCCAUGCGGAAGGUGUUGGUGUGGCAGAACCUUGACAGCCCCCGUGCCAUUGUACUGUACCACGAGAUGGGGUUCAUGUACUGGACAGACUGGGGGGAGAAUGCCAAGUUAGAGCGGUCUGGAAUGGAUGGCUCAGACCGUACCGUGCUCAUCAGCAACAACCUAGGGUGGCCCAAUGGACUGACUGUGGACAAGGCCAGCUCCCAACUGCUCUGGGCUGAUGCCCACACGGAGCGAAUUGAGGCUGCCGAUCUGAAUGGUGCCAGUCGGCACACACUGGUGUCACCUGUGCAGCACCCAUAUGGCCUCACCCUGCUCGACUCCUAUAUCUACUGGACUGACUGGCAGACCCGUAGCAUCCACCGUGCCGACAAGGGUACUGGCAGCAAUGUCAUCCUGGUGAGGUCCAACCUGCCAGGCCUCAUGGACAUCCAGGCUGUGGACAGGGCACAGCCACUGGGUUUUAACAAGUGCAGCUCGAGAAAUGGUGGCUGCUCUCACCUCUGCCUGCCUCGGCCCUCUGGCUUCUCCUGUGCCUGCCCCACUGGCAUCCAGCUGAAGGGCGAUGGGAAGACCUGUGACCCCUCUCCUGAGACCUACCUGCUCUUCUCCAGCCGCGGCUCCAUCCGGCGUAUCUCACUGGACACCAGCGACCACACAGAUGUGCACGUGCCCGUUCCCGAGCUCAACAAUGUCAUCUCCCUGGAUUAUGACAGUGUGGAUGGAAAGGUCUAUUACACAGAUGUGUUCCUGGAUGUUAUCAGGCGAGCAGAUCUGAAUGGCAGCAACAUGGAGACGGUGAUCGGGCGUGGGCUGAAGACCACCGAUGGGCUGGCAGUGGACUGGGUGGCCAGGAAUCUGUAUUGGACAGACACAGGCCGAAAUACCAUCGAAGCUUCGAGGCUAGACGGUUCCUGCCGCACAGUGCUGAUUAACAACAGCCUGGAUGAACCUCGGGCCAUUGCCGUUUUCCCCAGGAAGGGGUACCUCUUCUGGACAGACUGGGGCCACAUUGCCAAGAUUGAACGGGCGAACUUGGAUGGCUCUGAGCGGAAGGUCCUCAUCAACACAGACCUGGGUUGGCCCAAUGGCCUUACCCUGGACUAUGAUACCCGCAGGAUCUAUUGGGUGGAUGCCCAUCUGGACCGGAUUGAGAGCGCCGACCUCAGUGGGAAGCUCCGGCAGGUCUUGGUCAGCCACGUGUCGCACCCCUUCGCUCUCACUCAGCAGGACAGGUGGAUCUACUGGACAGACUGGCAGACCAAGUCAAUCCAGCGUGUUGACAAGUACUCAGGCCGGAACAAGGAGACGGUGUUGGCGAAUGUGGAGGGACUCAUGGAUAUCAUCGUGGUUUCCCCUCAGCGGCAGACAGGGACCAAUGCCUGUGGUGUGAACAACGGUGGCUGCACCCACCUCUGCUUUGCCAGAGCCUCAGACUUUGUAUGUGCCUGUCCUGACGAGCCUGAUGGCCGGCCCUGCUCCCUGGAACCUGGCCUGCUGCCCCCAGCUCCCAGGGCUACCAGCGUGAGUGAAAGGAGCCCCGUGCUACCCAACACGCUACCGACCACCUUGCGUUCUUCUACCAGCCGGACCCGCACAUCUCUGGAGGAGGUGGAAGGGAGAUGCUCUGAAAAGGAUGCCCGGCUGGGCCUCUGCACGUAUUCCAAUGAGGCCGUACCUGCUGCUUCAGGGGAAGGACUUCAUGUCAGCUAUGUCAUCGGUGGACUCCUCAGUAUUCUGCUUAUUCUGGUGGUGAUCGCGGCUUUGAUGCUGUACAGAAGCGAGUCACCAGAUCCAGCCCACACUUACAGGUCAGGAAUUCAGAAGUUACACAAAAAAUCCAAGUUAACUGAUCCUGCAAUGGGGAACCUGACCUACAGUAACCCUUCCUACCGAACUUCCACUCAGGAAGUGAAAAUUGAAGCAAUCCCCAAACCAGCCAUGUACAAUCAACUGUGCUAUAAGAAAGAGGGUGGACCUGACCAUAACUACACCAAGGAGAAGGUCAAGAUUGUAGAGGGGAUCUGCCUCCUGUCUGGGGACGAUGCUGAGUGGGAUGACCUCAAGCAACUGCGCAGCUCCCGAGGGGGCCUCCUUCGGGAUCAUGUGUGCAUGAAGACAGACACCGUGUCCAUCCAGGCCAGCUCUGGCUCCCUGGAUGACAUGGAGACGGAGCAGCUGCUGCAGGAAGAGCAGUCUGAGUGCAGCAGUGUCCAUACCGCAGCCACUCCUGAAAGACGGGGCUCCCUGCCAGACACAGGCUGGAGACAUGAACGCAAGCUCUCCUCAGAGAGCCAAGUCUAAACGCCCAUGUUCCCCCCACCCUUCCUGCCUGUUCCUCCUCCUGGGUGGACUUGCAGCCCUCGUGCUCGCUUAUACAGCAGGCCCCUUUCCUACGUGUUCGUCCUGCUCCUCCUCCUCCCACCUCGUAACCGCUCCCAAGCCCUCCACCGGAGCUGUUUCCACCCGAGUUCCUAACUACCUGUGCACAAGAAAUGAUGGGGCAUCCUGAGAAUUUAGACCUGGAUUUUACCACGAACCUCACCUCAUGCACGCCAUCCUGAGCCCCCUUGAAACCAGGCUCAGUAACAAUUCCUCGUCAGUACAGAGCUCCACCUCCCCUUCCCCUGGCACCCUCAGUGCCUGCCCCGCAAGAGCUGAUGAUCCAGGACUGCACUUGCUCCAUCAGAGCUGGCCUGACCGCUUCUCUGAGAGAACUUGCUGACCGGGGGCUGGGGCGGGGGGUGGGGUCGGUCAUGGGUAAAGAGAGAGAUGAAGGAUAGAGGCUGAGAGAAGACGGAGUCAGCCCAGCUGGCAUGGGCAUCUGGAAAACCUCCAGCCUCGAGUGCAUUGGCAACAUGAAAAAGCUUUUAAGGGUGAUUGGGCCUGUGUGUCCUCUCCACUGCCGGCAAUGGAUAUUAUUCUUGCCCUGACAGUUGUUGUUUCUUCAGCUGCAGAUACUGAUGAGAUGUGGGUAUGGCUCAAGCUGUUCUUCCUCCUGCUAGAAUGUCUAGAGCCUUUUCUACCUUCAGAUGACUGGGGGUCCCUAUCACAUGGCAGCUGGCUAAUACGAAUUCCCUCCUGCUGCCUCCAGGUUGUGAGCUGGUGGCUUGAAUGCGUGUGGGACCCUCAGGGCUGGGUCUCUGCAGUGUCUGAGAAGCACUGCUUAGACCAAACUUAGCACAUCCCCUGAACUAUAAUGUUCUGCCACUUUCUCCUUCCUCAUUCUCUGGGAUUCUGAGCACAGAGAUCCUGAAGCAACUUUCCAAAGAAGGGCCAGAAGUUUUCAUAAAUGGUCAGGAAGAGCGAUUGGGUUAGAGACUUGAGGCACCCAGGGCCCAAAGGGAAGUAUCCAUGAAGCUGAGCCUCCUGUGUUCUCUCUCGGGUGCUCAGGGAUCUAAGUGAGUAGACAGAGAGCCUGCGGCUGUGGGUGGUGAAGUUCCCAUUCCGACUCUUCCCAGCUAAGUGACUCCCUUUUCAUGCUGAGGUGCCAUCACUUGGUUCAUGCUUAUUCACACAAAAGGCAUGUGUGUCACACUAGUGUCAGGGGAGUUGAGACUUUUUACUGUCCUAAAACUUCUACCUAGCUCUUCUUUUUUGGGGGGAGGGGGUGCCUAAUUUGCUUUUUCUGACCUAGCCUUGUGGGCACAUAUGGCAAAUAGGCCUAAAUAAAGACGCAGAGUCGGGGGCAAGGAGUAGAAAGGUAGAGAGAACCGCUGAGGAAGCCCUUUCAGCCCAGGGCAGAUCCAGACCUCUUUCACCCAGGGAUCAAAAGCAACAACAGGAACAGAAUGGAGGCGGGGGGUGCUUCGAGGGGAAGUUUCCGGAUUUGAAACACGUCCUGGGGUUCUUGGUAUUGAGAAAUCAGCUGCCAAACAUGUGAGUGAAAAGGGAAGAUCAGAGCAAACCUUUUCUGGUCAGUUCUAAGACCGCUAGAGACAGGUGCCAGGCUCUUAACCCUGCUCGCAGUAGCCAGCCCCAGGUCUAGACCCUCGUAGGACAGCCAGGCCAGGCCAAGCAGGCUUUUCCAGUACACAGAGUGGGAAAGGAAAGGUCCUCCUCCUGGGAGGAAAGGGGGACAUUUCACACUUGAUGGGGCAGUAAAAGAAGGAGCCCUUUGGGUCCUCAGACUCACAGUUGGGCAUGGGGAGAAAGUAGCAAAGUGGCAUUUUCUUGAAUGGAAAGGGGGAAGGAUCUUAUUGCACUUGGGCUGUUCAGAAUGUAGAAAGGACAUAUUUGAAGAAAUAUCUAUUUGAGCACUGAUUUACUAUGUAAAAAACAAAAUCUCUCUGUCCUAAACUAAUGGAAGUGACUCUCCCACGCUCAUGUGUAAUGGUUUUAACGUUACUCACUGGAGAGACUGGACUUUCUGGAGUUAUUUAACCACUAUGUUCAGUAAUUUAGGACUUUAUGAUAAUUUAAUAUAAAUUUAGCUUUUCUUAAUCACCUUGCCUGGCUUGGAGUCAUGUCUAAUAACUGCACCUGCUCUGUCUGGCAGAAACAUGCUGUGGAAGACCUGCUUGCAAGCAUCACCUCUAAGUCCCUUGGGGAUGUGAGGACAAUGAAGAGCAAUAAAGGGUGGGAGGUGCCUGACUGGAGGUUCAGCUCAUCUUGAGAAGACAGGUUAAGACCAGAGUUCAUGGGCUUCUGAACUCCUUAUUUCCUCUAGAGGAGGGUGGCUGAUAGCUUUCAUCUUGAGUGCCAACUCUGGUUGGUCAUGGCUGCCUGAGGUUCUGUCCAGACCCAAUGGGAAAAGUGUCAUGAUGGUUAGUGGCGUCUCCUUUGGGCACCAAAAGGAAGUGUCAUGGCAUGUACACCAUGUAUCUUCUAUUUCUGUUCUAGGUCUACGAGGACUUCAGUGUCACAGAACUUGACUUUGCCUUGCAGUGAUGGUCACUGGCAAGACUGAUGUCUUGAAAUAAAAGUACUGGGAUGGGGACAAGGAGGGCUAAUUCCAGUCCUAGAUCUGCCUCUAGCUCUGUUUGAUCUUAGUCAUGUUUCACAGUUACUCUGAGAAUGGGUCAAUCAACACUAAGAUUCCUUUUAUUUUUAAAAAGCUGUCUACUCAUAGCUCAUCCAUUACAUCUCAAGCCUAGAACAAGGCAUUGGGGAUCUCUUUUCAGGUAUCUGGACAAAUAAUACCUCUCAAUGAAGAUUGGGAAUCAUGCAAGUCUUAAUGCCAGAUAUAGAAUUUGAUGUCAAGGGUCAAUAGUUGAUUUUCUAAGCCAUUAACCAUUUAUAGAACAUUGCUCCCAUUCAUUCAUUCAUUCAUUCAUCUGCUAGGGGCUGGACACUGCCCAAGCAUGACCAAGAAAGAGUAUCACAGAGCUUAGAGUCUACCAACAACCCCACGCCCCGAAAAAAAAGAAAAAGCAAGAAGGACGGAAUCCUUUUGAAUGUAAGUGACAAGAGAUCUGAGUAUAAACUGCAGUGUAUAAUUCUUCCAACUUUGGUGAGGGAUAGGUGUGCUAGAACAAAAACAAGUGGAAUAGCUCAAGGACAACCAUCCACCAUUCUUUUUUGGAAAAAAAACCCAAAAAAACUCACAACAGAGAGAAAAGGAGGACAUUUGAAGCAAUGAAAUCUAGCCUAAUGCACAAGCCUGUAUACCUGUAGGAAGUGCCCCUUUCCAGAGCCUCAGAAUAAGUGCCCUUUUCCAUAGCCUCAAGCUAUGAACAGUGACCACUAGAGCUGGGAACUCAGGAAGAACUUUUCAAAUGGGAAGAAAAAAUGAAUGCAUUGAACACACACCAUUUGCUUGCAAAACUGCAAGUGUUUCUGGAAGAACAAAAUUUGUUGAAUGCGUUUUGCUAAACUGUGACCAUCCUGCUACUUCAGAAGGGGAUGGGAGAGGACCUGAUGGCCCAGGUCUUGACAAGAAUUUGACCACUGGCAAAUGAGAAUUUUGUAACAGCGUCAAAGACUAGCACCCUGUUUUCAGGUUAUGCUGGCUCUUAG
This is a messenger RNA of Balaenoptera musculus (blue whale), 9633 nucleotides long. It is a transcript of the gene LRP4, whose product is annotated as LDL receptor related protein 4. The record is from RefSeq and is a predicted model, not a curated record. NCBI's taxonomy places the organism in Eukaryota, Metazoa, Chordata, Mammalia, Artiodactyla, Balaenopteridae. The transcript has 39 exons. The coding region runs from base 340 to 5979 and encodes 1879 amino acids. Gene Ontology annotation, molecular function: calcium ion binding; protein binding.